This is a messenger RNA of Lecanosticta acicola, 887 nucleotides long. The record is from the annotation of a GenBank genome assembly. Lineage: Eukaryota; Fungi; Ascomycota; Dothideomycetes; Mycosphaerellales; Mycosphaerellaceae.
AUGGAAGUCGCCGCCGAGGCGAGCAAGCCGGCAUCUCGACCGGCCACGCCGCCCACUGAGGGAGUAUGAGUGCCUUCAAUGGCUCGAGUUGCACCGUCUUCUUCGAGACUAACAUUUCUACAGCCACCAAAGAACUUCGGCACGGUCGCCGACGACGAAAACUACCGCAUCUACCGCAGCGCAUUCCCCGGAAACGUGAAUGUCGAUUUCCUCAAGACCAAGAACAUCAACACGGUUAUGUGCGCAUUGAGUAGACGUUCCUAUAUUUGGCGGCGCUGAUUUUCCGCUAGCACCCUCGUGAACUUUGAAUCCUUCGCCAUCGACGAGGGCCGCCGCGGCGUUGCGCAAUUCAUCGAGGAAAACAGUAUCCAGCACGUCUCCAUCCCAAUCACGCCAAACAAGGAGAAGGACGGGACCUCCACGUCGGUCGAAAGCAUCUGCGAAGCCUUGAUCCACGUGAUCAACCCGGCCAACUAUCCACUCUACAUCCACUGCAACCAGGGCAAGCAUCGUAAGUACCACGAGCACAGCACAUAUGACCGAAAGAAGACACUGACACUCCUCUAGGCACCGGAUGUGUCGUGGCGUGCUUCCGCAAGUGCCAGGGCUGGGCAAUCGACAAGAUCAUCGAAGAGUACGAUGUCUACGCCCUAGGCAAGUCGCGCAAGGAGGAUGUCGCCUUCAUCGAGGCCUUCGACACGGCGGCAGUCUACAAGUACGCGAAGGAGCGGGAAAAACUGCACCUCUUCCCCAAGGAGCGCAAGGAUUCUGCCGUCAGCAUUUGGGACCUGGCACCAGUCCAGGAUCUCUCUCCGUCGGCCGAUAACAGCUCGGAGUACGGCGUCAGCUCGGAGUACGGUAUCGCAAGUUCCGAUGACGGUUUGUGA